This is a messenger RNA of Radiomyces spectabilis, 717 nucleotides long. RefSeq lists its product as uncharacterized. NCBI's taxonomy places the organism in Eukaryota, Fungi, Mucoromycota, Mucoromycetes, Mucorales, Radiomycetaceae. Gene Ontology annotation, molecular function: mRNA binding; metal ion binding. The transcript has 2 exons. The coding region runs from base 1 to 717 and encodes 238 amino acids. The record is from RefSeq and is a predicted model, not a curated record.
AUGGUCAAGCAUUGUUUGACGGACAGAUAUCCGGAUCAUUCCAAUGGCGUCUGGCGUGCCAAUACCGAGAAUCCACGGUCAAAGUCGAAAGAAAUCAUCUUGUACAAGACGGAAUACUGUCGUAAUUGGAGCGAAAUGGGAUAUUGCAGAUACGGGAAAAAAUGUCGUUACGCUCAUGGUGAAAGCGAAUUGAGAUCCGUUCCUCGACAUAGUCUUUACAAAACGCAAAUCUGUCGUGCGUAUCAUUUGGAUGGGGCGUGUCCCUAUGGCAUUCGAUGCACGUUUAUCCACGACCGCGAAAUGGGACCUGAAACAAAACCAACCCAUACUGCAAGAGAAUCGGCCAUUACCCCACCUCCACCUCCUCCUUCUCCUCACGGCAGCCAUCACCAAGGCUUGAUGCCUCUGUCACCCUCUCCUUUGCCAGUUUCGCCUAUUUGGUCUUCCAAAUUGGUCCUGGUGCGGCCGCAGUCUCACAGCCAUCCGAAUCCGCGGUCGCUUCCUGGAACCACCCUGUCAUCCAGCGGCAGCACGGUUAGUAGCCUCAGCAGCCAUGGCAGCCGACACAGUACGGCUCCAUACGACGAACCAAGGAUGGAUUCUCUUAUUCCCAUAUCGUAUCUCUACUCCCAGCACCAUCAUGCACCCUUUUCACAUGUGGUUCAUCCGCUCCCCAACCCAUUACCGUUCUCUGCAGCAUUGUCCUCUUUCUCUUGA